Molecule: messenger RNA, 1328 nt
Organism: Alligator sinensis (Chinese alligator)
Lineage: Eukaryota; Metazoa; Chordata; Crocodylia; Alligatoridae
Gene: NAALADL2
Product: N-acetylated alpha-linked acidic dipeptidase like 2
Exons: 7
Source: RefSeq, a predicted model, not a curated record
AGUCAGGAGGUCAAAACUUGCUCAGUAACUGGCUCAACUUGAGACUGCUUUGGCCCCUUGAUAAAAGACAAUUUUUACAAAUGGGAGAGAAUGAGACGCGUUUACCUAAUACAGCCUUGCAAGGUGUCUGGACGUCUGCAGCAUCCUCCAGCUCACCAGGGCUACCUGGCCCAGGGCGGGUCUCCGGCUUCAACACUACAGGUAAAAAGAUGGCUUAUCACAAAGUAAAUGCAGACCAGAGACCACAGGGGCCCUCUCAGUACCUUGACAGUGAUGACCUUCAGGCUACUGCCCUGGAGCUGGAGUGGGACAUGGAGAAGGAACUGGAGGAGCCUGGCUUUGACCACUUCCGACUGGAUGGCACAGCCCAGCACCAUUUGGGAAUCUCCCAGAAUCCUGAUCUUGACCUUGAGCCCAUUCAGCCCUCAGCCUCUCCUAAAGGAAGAUUUCAGCGACUUCAGGAAGACCCGGACUAUGUCUCACAUUAUACAAGACCGGCACCAAAGAGCAACCGCUGCAAUUCUUGUCAGAUACUUAAACUUUUCUGCACUGUUUUGACUUUAUUUAUUUUUGGACUUGUGGUAGGGUAUUAUGCACACAAAAAAUGCCCUCCUUCCCCUGCAACUGCAGAACCAAAUGAUCCUCAUCCCUAUGGUGAAAUCCUCAAGGAAAUCAAAGCUGAAAAUAUUCAACAGAUUUUCAGAGAUUUGACACAGUUGCCUAGAAAAGAAGAUACAGACAUUGCAAUGCAACUUCUGGUUCACUGGACUUCUCGUGGCCUCGAAGAUGUUCAGCUAGUAAAUUACUCUGUCUUGCUUGAUGUACCGGGCUCUUCUUCAAAUACAGUGACUCUGAAAAAAAGUGGCGAAUGCUUUUAUCCUAGUGGACUGCAGUGUAACACAGACACCAGAAAGCCUCGCAGCCAAGACCUCCUGUAUUCAUAUGCUGCUUAUUCUGCCAAAGGAACUCUUGAGGCAGAACUCGUUGACGUGCAGUAUGGGACUGUUGAAGAUUUGGUCCAGAUUCGUGUCAUUACAAAUGUGACUAAUAAAAUUGCACUUUUGAAGCUCGGACAAUCACCGCUGCUCUAUAAGCUCUCUCUGUUGGAAGAGGCAGGCUUUGGUGGCGUUCUUCUCUACAUUGAUCCUUGUGAUUUACCAAAGACUCAAAAUCUUAGCGAUAAAGCAUUUAUGGUUUCCCUGAAUAAUGGAGGAGACCCAUCAACGCCUGGCUAUCCCAGUAUCGGUAAGUCCUGUUCUUCAUGUGUUACUAAUCUUCCUUACAAGAAUGUUAUGCGAGACCCUAUCAAAAGCUUUUCUAAAGUCAAG